Molecule: messenger RNA, 991 nt
Organism: Sphaeroforma arctica JP610
Lineage: Eukaryota; Ichthyosporea; Ichthyophonida
Exons: 1
Coding region: 300-731 (143 amino acids)
Source: RefSeq, a predicted model, not a curated record
GCAAGUAUAGCAGCAGAGCGCGGUAUCGUAAGCUAUGUCAACCUACGUGAGACGCCAUAUGAACACCAGCGCGCACAUCAGCGUGCACUAUGUAAAGCUCAAUAUUGAUACUCGGUUAAUACUUAACAACUGCUUAUAAGGCCAUGACUACGAUUAUGUUUCCACGUGCGUGACUACGAACGCGUAAGCGCACGCACUGAAAAAUAAAACCCAAUGGUACUAGGGUAAAUCAGCUCACAGAUGCGAAUUGAGCGCAAAGAUAUUCGGGAACGAUCCGACUAAACCACCUUGAUUGUUCAAUGGCAGAAGGUCGCUGUUCAAAGUUCGCGAUUCUGUACGACAACAAAUCGCUGGGAGCUGUGUUUGAAGAUGGUCAUGUUGAUGGGUUCGUCGUCGUUUCCUUCCACAAGCUUGACUUCUCAAACUUUCAUCAGUCUUGGCAGAAUGGCGGCAAAUGUCCCCAGCGAAUGCGUGAGGCUUCUUCCGUGCGUGUUAACAGCAUUAUUGGAUGCGACAUAAUCCUUUUUUUUUUAUCCACGGAGUAUGCGUGUAUACAUAACGUCCGAAUCCAAUGCUACUUGAAACUUCCUCUCGCAACUUACCUUCAGAGUAGUUACAGUGUCCAUACCUUAGCUGAUUUAUUGUUUAACCAUGAAGGUAAAUUGCGGGAAGAAGUUGAAAACAACGAGUGGACACGGACAUCACGAACAUACGCAUACCUUUACACUUGAUCCAACGCGGCGCAACAGUUUAAACAGAAACUUCGAUUGCUACUUCGAACCAAGCCUGGCAGCCAGACAUACUAUUCAUCGAUUGUUAGCAGAUCACUUAAAUGUACCAGCGCUAAUGUUUGCCUCAAGGCAGUACACAUUGAGAGACAUAGCUAAAGUAUUCGUUCCUCUGACGAGUUCAUGUCUAAGCGCUGGCCAUUUUUGGGCGAUGGCUGGAUGGCUAACAGGCCACCCAACCGUGAAAUCACUUUUAUAUAUAA